Messenger RNA from Pyricularia pennisetigena, 1038 nucleotides. RefSeq lists its product as uncharacterized. NCBI's taxonomy places the organism in Eukaryota, Fungi, Ascomycota, Sordariomycetes, Magnaporthales, Pyriculariaceae. The record is from RefSeq and is a predicted model, not a curated record. Gene Ontology annotation, molecular function: hydrolase activity, hydrolyzing O-glycosyl compounds. Bases 1 to 1038 code for a protein of 345 amino acids. Gene Ontology annotation, biological process: carbohydrate metabolic process. The transcript has a single exon.
AUGGGGAUAUUAAAAUUCAUCAGGGCAGUAAGCCUGGCAUGCCUCAUGCUUAACAGGACGGUGCUGGGCGGCAAGGGCGACAACAACCUAACCGAUGGCCAAUUUCGUGUGCUGCAGCUCAUCAACCCCCAGGUGCCCAAGCAACCGGCCAUAAACACCGACUUCCCCGAUCCUGCAAUCAUCCAGGACAAGGACAAGAAAUGGUACGCUUUUGCAACAAGCGGCAACAACAAAAACAUACAAGUGGCCACAGCCAUAGACCCGUUGGGCAACUGGACGAUGCUCGGCAAGGAGCCACUACCUCGCGCCGGCAACUGGACCACGGGCGGGAAGAACACCUGGGCACCGGAUGUCAGGAUAGUCGGCAAUGGAACGUAUGUAAUGUACUACUCUGGCGAGCUGGCCAAGGACUCGAGGUUCCACUGCCUGGGCGCAGCGACUAGCAUGUCGAUACUGGGGCCAUACAAGCCGCUGGACGAGCCGUUGGCCUGUCACCUCGACAGCGGCGGCGUCAUUGACCCGUCAGGGUUUCUCGAUACGGAGACGGGGAAACGGUACGUCGUCUACAAGAUCGACGGCAACUCAAUAGGACACGGCGGCGAGUGCAACAACGCCGUAAAGCCGCUGGUGGCGACGCCCAUCAUGCUGCAGGAGGUCGGGGCCGAUGGUGUCACCAAGAUCGGUGAUCCGGUCAAGAUACUGGACCGCGAGGACCGUGACGGCCCGCUGGUCGAGGCGCCGAACCUGGUUCGGGCGAAAGACGGGUCGUACGCCCUCCUCUUCAGCAGCCACUGCUUCAGCACGACGUUGUACAACGUCAAUUACGCCAUAGCGACCGACGUCAAGGGUCCGUACAAGAGGCCGGCGUCGCCGCUGGUGCAGACGGGCGACUUCAACCUGACGUCGCCGGGAGGGGCGACCGCGUCGGCAGAGGCUAGCGUGGUGGCAUUUCAUGCGAGGUGUCCAAAGGGGAGGUGUAUGUUUGUCGGCGAGUUUGGGGUUAUAGGAAAAGACGUUAUUAUCAAUGGACAAGGUUGA